This is a messenger RNA of Ceratitis capitata (Mediterranean fruit fly), 1206 nucleotides long. RefSeq names its product 28 kDa heat- and acid-stable phosphoprotein. The transcript has a single exon. Gene Ontology annotation, cellular component: cytosol. NCBI's taxonomy places the organism in Eukaryota, Metazoa, Arthropoda, Insecta, Diptera, Tephritidae. Gene Ontology annotation, molecular function: RNA binding. The record is from RefSeq and is a predicted model, not a curated record. The coding region runs from base 252 to 830 and encodes 192 amino acids.
UUUUGGUUCACUGGAAGAAAAAUAAAUGUCAAAACGCUAACGAAUCUAUAAAGCAAUUUGAUAUUGAAACCUAUAUACUCGUAAAAACCGACGUGCAGAAAUCUAAUAAGUUUUUGUGUACACGCAACCAUUUGCAAAAAUCAAGAAUUGAAGGUAUAAUACAUUACCAUACUAAUCAAGAAAAUAAUAGCCUUUAGAGGAAGGUAUUUCAUUGUUAAAACAACAACAAUAAGCCCAGCUAUAACACUGAAAUGCCACGAGGAAAGUACGUGAAUCACAAAGGCAGGAGCCGUCAUUUUACUUCUCCUGAAGAAUUGGCCAGCGCCCGCGAUGAGUCUACCGAAGAGGAGGAGACCGAAUCCGAAGAAGAUGGCGACAAUGUUGCUGCAGGUACAAGCAAAUCUGCACGCGCUAAACCAAAACCACAAACAAAGAAGCCAAGUGAUGGUGGCGCAAGCAGCAGCGAAGGAGAUUCAGAUGAAGAAUCAUCCGAGGAGGAAGAUCGUGAUGCCCGUAAAGGUGUCGCUUCACUCAUUGAAAUCGAAAAUCCUAAUCGUGUUACAAAGAAAGCAACACAAAAAUUAAAUAAUUUGAAAUUGGACGAAACGACGCCUACUAAGCCGGAGCUAACAAGACGUGAGCGUGAACAAAUAGAAAAGCAAAAAGCGCGUGCCCGUUAUGAACAGUUGCAUGCUGCCGGCAAAACAACUGAGGCCAAGGCGGAUCUCGCCCGUUUAGCGCUCAUUCGUCAGCAACGCGCUGAAGCAGCAGCCAAACGUGAAGCUGAAAAGAAGGCUCUGGAUGCAAAGAAACCAGGCAGUAAGGCAUAAAAUGCUCUUUCAUCUGGGAACACGGCAAUUAUAUCGACUUUUAACUUACAUUAUGAUCUUUUUAUAUUAUAAUUUUGUUUUAUCUUUUAAUAACUCGCUGCAGUUUCCGCUCAUUUUUGUAUUGGGCGGACAAAAAAUGUUUCAUAUAGCCGAAUAAAAAUUUCCAAUCUAAAUAAUAAACAUACAUUAACAUAUAUAUACCAACGGUAGCAAAUAGAAUGAAGUUAGAUAUCAAGAUUGUUAUUUGCAAAGCUAGAUCUGGCAACAAGAAAUAUAUAACAGUACAACAAGCUAGCCACAUAGACACGGCAACGAGUCUCGACCGCUUUAUGACUAUACGUAAUGUACAUUGAAUGAAUAAAGAAAAUUGCAGUUU